AUGCCAUCCGCCGUUGCCACAGCCUCGACCAACUUCCUCCUCGCGACAGUCGAAAACCGCUGUUCAUGCUACAACCUCACCAAGGCGUCCCCCAUCGCUGACUCUCGGAUCCGCGAGAUCAUCGAAUCCGCCGUCAAGCACACUCCAUCCGCGUUCAAUGUGCAGUCCACCCGCGCCGUUGUCCUGGUGAAGCAGGACCACGAAAAGCUGUGGGACAUUGGCGACGCCGCCUUGAAAAGCGCCAUGCCGGAGCAGGCGUACGCCGCUCUGGCGCCCAAGAUCCAGGGUUUCCGUGCCGCCUAUGGCACCGUCUUGUGGUUCGAGGACCAGUCUGCCCUGGAUGCCUUGAAGGAGAAGAAUCCGGCCAUCCAGCACGUCAUUCCACAGUGGUCCGGCCAUUCCAACGGCAUGCACCAAUUCCUCGUCUGGACCGCCUUGGAACUCGAAGGUCUGGGCUGCAAUCUCCAGCAUUACAACUUCAUGCCCGAGUUCCGACACAAGGUGCAAGCAGAGUGGGACAUCCCCUCAACCUGGGCUCUGCAUUCACAGCUUGUCUUUGGGACGCCGGCGGAUGGUCUGAAGAGGAGCAGAGAGAGGACGUACUUGCCGCUUGAGGACCGUGUGAAGAUGUUUGGCGGGAAAUGA
Fonsecaea multimorphosa CBS 102226 is the source of this 645-nucleotide messenger RNA. RefSeq lists its product as uncharacterized. The record is from RefSeq and is a predicted model, not a curated record. The transcript is spliced from 2 exons. Lineage: Eukaryota; Fungi; Ascomycota; Eurotiomycetes; Chaetothyriales; Herpotrichiellaceae. Gene Ontology annotation, biological process: cellular response to oxidative stress. Bases 1 to 645 code for a protein of 214 amino acids.